CUAUGGAUCAUCUACCUACAAAACGUUGAUCCAUUGAUGAAGAUACUCCACGUACCCACGAUCCAACCAGUUAUGCUCGGCGUGGCAGCCAAACCUCAAGGAGCGGACAACAUGACACUGGCUCUUCUUUAUGCUGCUACCUUUGCGGCAACAACCAGUAUGUCCGGCACCGAGGUCGCAACGCAGCUAGGUGUAGAAAGGCUGAUUCUUCUGCGCCACUUCAUGCGGGAGAUAGACGGCGCAUUCACGAGAGCUCAAUUUCUACUCUAUCCUAACGUUCAGGGGUUGAAAGCUCUGGCAAUAUACUUGACGGCGUUGAGGACCUUUGACACCGGUCGAACCAUCUGGACACUCACCGGCCUCGCCAUCAGAAUAGCAGAAUCCCUCGGCGUGCACGAAGACGGCUCCCGUCUCGGCUUAGGUCCCUUUGAAACGGAAAUGCGGUGUCGUCUCUGGUGGCAUCUCACCGCCCUCGACGCCACAGCGCCCGAAAGCCACGGGUUCAAUAACACAAUGGCCGAUCGCGGCAAAAUCUUCCGCUUACCGCUGAAUGUGAACGAUACCGAAUUAUGGCCCCAAAUGGAAAAGGUUCCUACCGGAAGAGACGAAUGGACCGAGACGACCUUCUCCAUCAUGAACCUGGACCUCUGCCGCAACUUACGCCAUGCUGUCUCCGCUGUUGGCGCGGCGGACGAGCAGACGAGGGAGGCCAAGAUCCAGCAGACGGAGUCGUCCAUGGCCCACCGCUGGCUCCGGUUUGCACCAAAGAAUAAUGACGUAUGCCGUGCCGCGGAGUCUUUGCUUCGGAUAUCUGUAGCCAAAGCGCGAUUCAUCUUGAUGCUUCAGGCUUGGCUCUCGGCGCCGAUGGAGCACGAGUGCAGGUAUCGAUACCUGCCCCAUUCACUCUUUACCACUGCCAUCGAAUUGCUCGAGCAAGGGUAUCUACUACAGUCGGGGAAACUGUUCCCUGGCUUCGCCUGGUUCUAUCAGCAGCAUCCGCAAUUAUACGCCCUGUUCCUCACGCUCCGCACGCUCGUCGAUUCACCUGAGCGAGGGGAGGCGGAACGCGCUUGGUUUGCUGUGGAU
This is a messenger RNA of Colletotrichum godetiae, 1086 nucleotides long. RefSeq lists its product as uncharacterized. Gene Ontology annotation, biological process: DNA-templated transcription. NCBI's taxonomy places the organism in Eukaryota, Fungi, Ascomycota, Sordariomycetes, Glomerellales, Glomerellaceae. The annotation marks the transcript as partial. The transcript has 2 exons. Gene Ontology annotation, molecular function: zinc ion binding; DNA binding. The record is from RefSeq and is a predicted model, not a curated record.